Molecule: messenger RNA, 465 nt
Organism: Funneliformis geosporum
Lineage: Eukaryota; Fungi; Glomeromycota; Glomeromycetes; Glomerales; Glomeraceae
Source: the annotation of a GenBank genome assembly
AUGGAUUUUGAAUUUUUUGACGUAUCUAAAAUUGCCACUCCCAAUAAAAUUUCACCAGUUAUUUCACCUUCUAACAAUAACAAUAAAAAUAACAACAAAGUUGAUGAUAUCUCUGAAAACUCUUCUUCAGCCAAAGAUAGGUCAAAACUUUUGGAUCCUGAUGAAUAUCUCAAAGAUGAUGAUAUGGAAGAAGACCUAAAAGAUUUUACAGUUGUUACCAAAGCUACUCCCUUUGCAAUUGCUACUCAUAUUAAUUUUACACCCAAAGAAAAGAACAACAGCAAAAUUAUUCUCGCUAUCAAUAAUGUUUUUACUCAAAAUAAUGAUUUUCGAGGAGUUUCCAUUAUUCGUGUUAAUUUAACGUGUUCUGUAAUUGUCUAUUUUGCAAUGUCAGACACGGCUACCUUAGCCCUACACGUGACUAUUCCUGAUCUUAAGAUUGACACUUUCUGUGAUUUCACUUAA